This is a messenger RNA of Symbiodinium necroappetens, 1707 nucleotides long. Lineage: Eukaryota; Dinophyceae; Suessiales; Symbiodiniaceae. The record is from the annotation of a GenBank genome assembly.
AUGGAGGGGAGCAUGUCAAUGCAAUCUCUCUCGGCUCCGAAGGAGGACUCGCAAGAUGACUCGGGUGAGAGCAUCCGGGUUCACGUCCGCGUGCGGCCACCAACCGAGCGCGAGAUUGCAGUUGGGAGCGCGCAGGCAGUCUUUGUGGACAAAAGCUCUGUCAUCAUCAAGUCUGACCCGCCCAGGAGCUUCGCUUUCGAUGGUGUUCUUGGAGAGUCCUCCACCCAGCAGGACGUUUUCGAAUCUCUGGGAAGGAUGGUUGGCUCCAGCUGCCUAGCCGGCUACAAUGGGAGUGUUUACGUUUACGGACAAACGGGGGCUGGCAAGACGCAUACAAUGUGUGGUCCAAUAACAUCUGUGCAGUCCAUGCAGUUCGACGAGCGCCGCGGCAUCAUCUGCCGAAUGCUCGAUUACGUGUUCUCUGAGGUUGCAAGAAGAGGGACGGAAGACCCAGGGGUCGAGCAUUCCUGCAGAUGCUCCUUCCUCGAGAUCUACAAGGAACAGGUCACAGACCUCCUGGAGCCGGCCAACACCAACUUGCAAGUGCGGGAGGACAUGAACCGCGGGGUGUACGUGGAGAGGCUGAGUGAAGUCACUGUGGGUUCUCUGACAGAAGCCUUUCAGGCACUUUGGCGUGGGUUGCAGCAACGGCAAGUUGGCUCUACCCACAUGAACGAACGCAGCUCAAGGUCUCAUGCAGUGUUCACGCUCUAUGUCGAGGCAGCACGCACACGGGCGGGGGUCACCUCCACACGCGUAGCAAGCUUGAGCAUGGUGGACCUGGCAGGUUCGGAACGUCAGCAGCAUCUUGGUGACCCUGGGACGAGCAUGGUCCAGCCAUACGAAGCUUUGCGGGUCAGAGAAGCCGGUGCCAUCAACAAGAGUCUGAGUGCGCUGACAAACGUGAUCAUGUCAUUGUCCAGGGAGGAGAGGUCACGUAAACGAACUGGCGACGGCCGGCGAAGCAACUAUGUCCAUUACAGAGACAGCAAGCUGACUUUUCUUCUGCGCGAUUCUUUGGGCGGAAACUCGAAGACGGUUCUCGUCGCAAACGUCUCGCCUUCGCAGCUGUGCCUCUCCGAGACCUUGUCCACGUUGAAAUUUGCGGCGCGUGCAAAGCACAUUCGCUGCACCGUGGUCCGAAACGAGGCCUUUAGUGGCACGGUGGAAAGCCUGAUGGAAGAGGUGCAGAUACUGCGGAACAAGUUGGCUCAGCUGAGUGGCCGGAGCUUUGACAGAACGCCUGUUCAGUCACAGCUCAUGUCGCCUGGGAGCAUCUCUGAGGGUGUCGAGGAUGAGCCUGAAGCAGAAGACGUGGGUUUCCGAGAUGCGGCGAACAACGACCUCGAGGAGCAGAGCCUCAGCGACCGGCAGCGGAUCGCUCGCUUGGAGGUGCUGCUCUCGGCGGCCUUGGAGCGCGAGGCCUCGGCGGAGCAGCGGCGCUUUCGCCUCAAACGCCUGGCCAACUUCCUCGAGGACUUGGAUUUCCGCAAGUGCCACCGAUUGCGCAAGCUGCAUGCGGAGUAUGUCUCUCAACUGGCCCCGCAGGUGGAGGGUUCGGCCAUUGCAGACGACAUGGAAGUCCGGGAGUUGUCUGCGAAACUGAAGAGCUUCGGCCACCACCUGGCAAACCUCACGCGAGGUGCUCGACUGGAGGAUGGGGACUACGGCUACGGUGUCGGAAUGGACUCGGAUGCACAGUCUACA